UGAUAUGUCGGCAGCCAGGGAUACCACGUGUAGCGCAGUGUAGCGAACAAUCAAAUGCGUGUACUUAUGAAAAGUGGUUGGCAUGUCUGGUGGCGGGCGUGAAGGUGUUCUUCGCCCUGCACUCACCUCCAAGCAGCUGAUAGCCGGCCAUGCAAGGACCACACCCACUGCCAGCGCGGCCGCAGGAUGCCCCCCUCGACUCGCGCAGCCCGCACGCCAUGACCGCACCAGCUCCGGGCGGCACUGGCCCGCUGUGGGCAGGGAGCUUGCUCGAAAACCUCCCCGACGAGCUGCUGCAGCUGAUUGUCGCCCACCUCACGACCGCCGACCGCCGCGCCGCCGCCCUCGUCUCGCGCACCUUCCACCGCCAUGCGACGGACCUCCUGUGGCAGACGGUCUGCCUGGCCGACACGCGGACGCUGCGCGCGGGCGCUGCCGACGAACUGCUCAGCGACGGCGAGCAGAUGGACGAGCACGACGACACGCCGCUGAUCGAGAAGCUGCACAUCCUCGCCACGAACCCCGCCAUUGCCGCCAAGGUGCAGACGCUCACCCACCGCUGCCACCUGCCCACCCCCAACAUCUUCACCGAGCUGCCGCGCCUGUACUUCGACGCCGCCAACCUGUCCGCCGACGCCCGCCUGCACGCCCUGCUGCGCGCCGCCAUCCGCAACCUGGUCAACGUGCACACCCUGCGUAUCGUCUACGGCCACUGGCGCCUGACCACCGCCCUGGUCGCCGGCUUCCUGCACCAUGCUCGCCCGCGCGAGGUCCCGCUGCGCAAGCUGUGGCUGGAGAGCUGCGCCUUUGAUAUCCGGGACGCUGGCUUCCUUGGGCUGCUCAGUCACACGGGGCUCGAGUCGAUCCGCCUGCGCCGUCUGCGCGCCGAGACAGCGAGCGUGCCUAGCAAGUACGACAUGGCCUGGCUGGACAUGAAGCUGGCCCGCGGCGGCCACUACUACCAGAUGCACAACGGCGCGGGCGCCUGGGUCGGCACCACGGUCGAGUUCGCCCAGAAGGACCUGCCCGUCCAGCUGCUGGCGCCCACGCCGGACGCCAUGACCGCCACGGCACGAGCCUUCGACAACCUGCUCUGGGCCGACCUCCCGGAAAUAGACGAAUUUGUCGACAGUCUGCCGGUCGAAGUCCCUUGGACGCCUACGCUACCACGGGGACCGAUGCAGUGGCUGUUCGAGGCCUCGCAGUCCACGCUCACGCGACUCGACCUCGACUGGAUUUUGUGGCGUCAGCGAGAGCUCGACGACAUCCACGACGGAUCUGCUGUAUUCUUGAAAGAUCUCGCUGCUAUGCGGUUCCCGUACCUGGUUGCCUUCCAGAUGCGCAACGCGGUGCUGCCGCUGACCAAGCUUCCCGACGAGGUAUUCCUCCUCGAAGACACAUUCUUAUCGUUCUUGGAGGCGCAUCCCAGGAUUAAGUGUCUUGCCUGGCCGCUCGACAAGUUCUACAACCAUACCAGGCCGUCAGUAGAGCUGCAAAGCAGGUGUCGAAUCCUGAUCGGACAUAUGGCUAUGGUCCUGACCGAUCUGCGCCUCGACACCUACUACGCCGGCAACGGAGAGCCCAUGACUGACGAAAGCACCUCCGUUGAAUCCACCUGUCAGCGCAUCCGCCGGAGAAGAUUCAUCACCGAGUUCGCCCCUCACAUGCGUAAAAUCAAGCAGAUCAAGCUCGAAGGCGGCAUCCCCCGCGACGAGAAGCGCGAAAUCCUGCGCGCUCUGCACUACUGUCCGCUUCAGAAAAUCGUCUUCAUCGGCGUCUCGUUUCCCGUCGGCAACACCUGGGGCACCGGCGGCGCCCUCCUCAAGGCCCUCGACGCCGGCCACGCCUCCGACUUUGCCUGGGACCUGGAAGAAGAGAGCCCCGCCGGCCUCUUCGGCGCGUACAGACGCCGCACCGCCGUGGCAGAACCCUUCACCUUCGUCCCCGAAUUCGGCUGGACUGCAGAAGCCCCGCUCCUCCGCACUCUGGCUCUGCACCAUGCGUCGACCGUACAGGAGCUCAAGAUCUGCGGCUACAACGGCUGCCCCGUCCUCUCGCACCUCACCCCCGCAACUACCCCGCUGCUGGCGCCCCUGAUGCAGUACACCAACCUGCGCCACCUGGUUGUGAGUUUCUGGCUGCUGACCUUCUUCGAGGACGCCUAUCGCGACCUGGAGAUAGUGCAGAGCUGGAUGGACACGCGCUCGCCGUCGUCCACAGCGCUCGUCGUCGUCACUCCGCCCCGCAGCCCCGACCGCGACGCCCAGGUCGAGGGCACUGUGAUGCCGGCCCCUGUCCCCACAGCCCCGCGCCCGGAGUUCAAUCGCUGGGCCGUCGCGCUCAAGACUAAGUUCACGCCCUCGGCGCUCGCGUACCGCGUUGCGAGCGACAUUGCGCCGUUUCUGAGUCCUACGGCUAAGGCGAGGGAGGGGGGUGUGCGGAUCCGCGCGAGUUUCUGUCUCGGCGCCAGGGAGGAGCGGAGGGUUGCAAACGAUAUUUUUGAUUUGGAUAUUAGGGUUGGCGCCGAUGAUCAGGUGUUGGAGUUUGUGGGGCCGCGGGAGGAGGGUGAGAAGGGGCGGUGGUGGGCCAAGAUGGAGGGGCGGCAGUGGUUUUGAGGCGUCUCUUUACAGAUUUUGAGGCGUCUGGUUACAGGUUCGAGGCGUCUGGGUGUACUGGCUAAGGAAUCUGUGGGUGUUCUUAAAGCGUGUCAGUGUGUAAGCACAUGUGUAUUGACCAAGCCGUUCUUUACCGCUAUGUAAUACUGCCCAAUCCAUCUAGCAGCCGAGUCGGAACGCC
This is a messenger RNA of Boeremia exigua, 2796 nucleotides long. RefSeq lists its product as uncharacterized. The record is from RefSeq and is a predicted model, not a curated record. Lineage: Eukaryota; Fungi; Ascomycota; Dothideomycetes; Pleosporales; Didymellaceae. Gene Ontology annotation, molecular function: protein binding. The transcript has 4 exons. Bases 150 to 2615 code for a protein of 821 amino acids.